Messenger RNA from Marchantia polymorpha subsp. ruderalis, 419 nucleotides. The record is from the annotation of a GenBank genome assembly. NCBI's taxonomy places the organism in Eukaryota, Viridiplantae, Streptophyta, Marchantiopsida, Marchantiales, Marchantiaceae.
GGCUAAUUGUCUUUUCGGAUCUAAUGCCUCACAUUCAUGUGUAGUUCCGUUAGUGUAAUUUGCCCGAAUAGAGUUGUCGAUAUCAUAAUACUAGAGGAAUGGAUGCCAAUCAGGUUCUUCUGAAGUUCCAGCGGUUUCAUCUCUUGUGAGCGAAUUUUCAAACUAGUGGUGCAAGUGUGUGGUCCAUUUACGCAAUGGCAAGAGAGAAGCGUCCUCUGGAUAAGGACACAUCAAGUGAUGGAAUGCCCGAGGAAAAGCAUCAGCGUGUUCCCGCAUUAGCGAGUGUGAUUGUUGAAGCGGUCAAAAUGGACAGUCUGCAGAAACUCGGUUCCACUCUCGAGCCUUUACUUCGUCGGGUGUCACGGGAAACAGGUAGGAGAAGAAUUGAGCGUGUUCUUGUGAUGUUAACUGUCAUGUAG